This is a messenger RNA of Clonostachys rhizophaga, 750 nucleotides long. Lineage: Eukaryota; Fungi; Ascomycota; Sordariomycetes; Hypocreales; Bionectriaceae. The record is from the annotation of a GenBank genome assembly.
AUGAUCUCCCUCGUAGCAUUCGACCUCGACGGCACGCUCGCCGAGAGCAAGCAGCCCCUCAAAGACGACAUGGCCGAAGCCAUCGCCGACCUCCUCCUCGUCUCCCACGUCGCAGUCAUCUCCGGCGGCGACUGGCCCCAGUUCCAGAAACAAGUCGCCAGCCGCCUGCCUCCCCGCGCCGACCUCUCCAAGCUCUGGCUCAUGCCCACCACGGGCACCAAGCUCUACACCCACAAGACGGGCGAGUGGCGCCGCGAGUACGCCGAGCUCUUCAGCGACGACGCCAAAGCCAAGAUCCUCGCCGCCUUCGACGCGGCCCUCCUGGCGACGGGGUUCAAGCCCGAGCAGACGUGGGGGGAGCGCAUCGAGGACCGCGGGAGCCAGAUCACCUUCUCCGCGCUGGGACAGCAGGCGCCCGUGGCCGAGAAGGAGGUCUGGGACCCGGACUUCGCGAAGCGGAGGGUCAUACAGGCCGACCUGCGCACGCGGCUUCCCGGGCUGUCGAUCAACCUGGGCGGCGCGACGUCGAUUGACAUCACGCAGGAGGGGGUCGACAAGGGGUACGGGCUCAAGAGGCUGCGGGACGCGAGCGGGAUACCGCUUGAGGAGAUGAUGUUUAUCGGGGAUGCCAUCUUCCCCGGGGGCAAUGACUAUCCCGCCAAGGAGAUUGGGUUGGACACGGUGCGUGUCAAGGACCCUGAUGGGACGUUGGCGGCCAUUGCUGCCAUUGUGGCCUGCCUCAAGAAGUAA